Messenger RNA from Miscanthus lutarioriparius, 1074 nucleotides. The record is from the annotation of a GenBank genome assembly. NCBI's taxonomy places the organism in Eukaryota, Viridiplantae, Streptophyta, Magnoliopsida, Poales, Poaceae.
AUGACCGCCGCCUCGCUCGCGUUGGCGAGUCCUUUCCGGCUUCUCCUCCGCGCUCCUCACCCGCGCAGAGCCAUCCCCGUUCCGUGCUACUUCAUCUCGCGAGGACGGUAUAGCACCGCCAUUGCCGUCGCAGCAGCUAGGGAUUCGUCGGUGAAAGGAAGCGUGGACAGGAAUUCAGCAGAGGAAGUCAGGAACAUUCUGGAUAUGGCAGAAAGGGCUUCCCAACGAAGAGAUGUUUUCCACACCAAUUUUCUUACUCCACCUAUAGUGAAAGAGGCUAUGCUGGCAGUUGAAAAGUUAGCAGAUAUCAAAGCAGUAGCUCAGGGUGGCUACCCUCAGGCUGAGAGGUGCCGAAUCUCUGUUGGACACCCGGACUUCAUGACAAGUAAUCCAGAUGUAGUUGCCGCUUUGAGCAUCUCAGGGAAUUUCCGAUUGGAACCCUGUUCACAUGGUGACUUUCUUGGUGCUAUUCUCGGGACAGGAAUAACAAGGGAGAAAGUUGGAGAUAUUCUUUUGCAGGGGGAACGAGGUGCCCAGGUCCUUGUUGAUCCAGAACUUGUUGACUAUCUGAUUUCUACCCUGGAAAAGCGGCUGCAGCAGCCAGGCGCGAGGAGGCGGCUGCUGAGCGUGCAGCAGCAGCGGAGCGGGUGGCUCGCAUCGCCCAGGCGGAGCUUGCUGCGGCGCGUGCGGCUGAAGCCGCCCACCAGGCAGCAGCGGAGGCGCGGGAGGCUGCAGCAGCGGCGGCUGCGCUCCGUGUGGAUGCGAACGCGGGCGAGCAGGAGGACUACGGCGCCCGGGCGGGCGCAUCGGAUGCAGGAGAGGCGGCGGCUGCGGCUUUGCGCCGCGGAGCGGACGCCGAGCGGGCCUGGCCCGACGCAGGCGGCCUGGACGGACGCGGUGGACGUGAGGCUGGCGACUGCGACGGCUUCGACGACCGACGCAGACGCGACGCGGGCCGCUUCGACGGACGACGCCGCGACUUCAACCGAGACGCACGGGACCGAGACGAGCGGGCGGCACGCGACGCCAACGCCUGGCUGGAGCGGGAGGAGCAGCGCGAGGCGCGGGACCUAG